Messenger RNA from Stegodyphus dumicola, 1824 nucleotides. Its product is annotated as tyrosine-protein kinase Src64B-like. Gene Ontology annotation, molecular function: protein tyrosine kinase activity; protein binding; ATP binding. Gene Ontology annotation, biological process: protein phosphorylation. The record is from RefSeq and is a predicted model, not a curated record. Lineage: Eukaryota; Metazoa; Arthropoda; Arachnida; Araneae; Eresidae.
AACUGAUUGUUGAUGACAAAGCUUUCUGCUUCAAACUAUUGUACAUUUUUUUAAAACUCCUAUCCGUCACUAUCUCUCCAUGCACGGACGAAGGCUGAGAAAUCGUCUGAUGCCGAAUUUUGAUCGGAAUAUUAUUCUGGUUCUAUCCAAAAAUUACUCCAGAUGAUAACAAAAGUCUUUAAAAGCCAUGGGAAUUUGCUGCCAUUCCAAGCCCGUGAAUACAACUCCUAAAGAAACAAUAAAUUUAGAUACCAGGCAAGUUCAAGAAAAUGGAGAAAAUUUAAAAGGAAGGUUAGCUGUUGCAUUGUUUUCUCUCAACACAAGAGACAGUGCUAUAAUUAGUUUUGAAGAAGGUGAUACACUUAUCAUAGAAGAUGAUAGUGAUCCAGACUGGUACUUGGUUCGGCACACAAAGCGACACAACAAAGGGUUUGCGCCCAAAAGUUAUUUAGCUUUAAACGUUACAGUAGGACAAGAAGAUUGGUUUUUUGAAGAAACAAAUCGGACGGAUGCAGAACGAUUGCUUUUGCAGCCAGAAAAUCCUAGGGGAACUUUUAUGAUCAGGAAUAGUCAUAUACCAGGUAUUUAUGCUCUUUCAAUAAAAGACAUUUCGCCGGAAACAAAUGAAAUAUUCGUGAGACAUUACAAAAUAAGGACGCUAGAUAAAGGAGGCUUCUUUAUUUCACCAACCACUUAUUUUACCACCCUCAAACAGCUCGUCGUCUACUACUCAGCCGAGGCGAAUGGACUUUGUUGUAAACUACAGAAACCUUGCCCGCGAUUACGUCCGACUCUUCCCGGGCCGUCUCCGGAUAUCCGAGAUGAAUAUGAAAUUCCAUACGAACAAUUACAGUUUGUUCGACAGUUAGGUAAAGGAAACUUUGGAGAAGUCUUUUAUGGUUACUGGAAUGGAACUCUAGAAGUAGCUAUCAAAUGUGUGACAAGUCAUGGUGUCCAAUCUGAAGACUUCAAACGCGAAGUUGCUGUAAUGAAGGCCAUAAGCCAUCCGAAAAUCGUGCGCUUAUAUGCUGUUUGUACAGAAAGAGAACCCUACUGUAUAAUUAUGGAAUACAUGCCCAAAGGCAAUUUGCAGCAGUAUCUUAAAACUACGCACGGGCAGCUGUUGAAACUGCCUUCACUAGUAAAUAUGGCAGCUCAGAUCUGCGAUGGGAUGCAAUAUCUAGAAUCUAACAACUUAAUUCAUAGAGACCUAGCAGCUAGAAAUAUCUUGGUUGGUGAAGGAGACAUUGUAAAAUUGGCAGAUUUUGGACUGGCCAGGAUAAUGGAUGAAGCUGUUUAUGUAACCAGUGGAGGAAAACUGCCAAUAAAAUGGACGGCACCAGAAGCUUACACUACUGGACAAUUUAAUAUAAAAUCAGACGUCUGGUCCUAUGGUAUUGUUUUGUAUGAGAUUUUUACUCAUGGAGGCACGCCUUAUCCAGGUAUGAAAAAUCAGACAGUUUCCGAGUUGAUAACGAAGCAAGGUUACCGUAUGCCAAAACCUACUGACCCUGAAUGUUCUGAUGCUGUUUACGAAAUAAUGUUACUCUGCUGGAGGACAAACCCAGAUGAAAGACCAACUUUUGAAUUUUUAUUUAACUAUUUCUCAGAUUAUUACAUUAGUUCUGAAACAAAUUACAGAGAACUAUGAAAACAUAAACGAAUGUCUCAUGAUAAUUAUAUAACCAUUAUAAAAUGCAUGGAGAAAAAAUAGCUGACAUAUCGCAGUUGAUAAUGUUGCAGCAAAUGCAAACUGAACUACACUGUAAAUAAACCGGCCAAGGAUGCUUACAACUAUAUUUAAUGUAUGGAAUUAAUGUUGCA